This is a messenger RNA of Exophiala viscosa, 981 nucleotides long. RefSeq lists its product as uncharacterized. The record is from RefSeq and is a predicted model, not a curated record. NCBI's taxonomy places the organism in Eukaryota, Fungi, Ascomycota, Eurotiomycetes, Chaetothyriales, Herpotrichiellaceae. The transcript has a single exon. Bases 1 to 843 code for a protein of 280 amino acids.
AUGGCUACCUCAUCUCACCUGUUCCGGGUUUUAUCAAAACCAAUCAAGGUUGACAUAGAAACAUGGGAGAACUGGAUCGGCUCAGAAAGCAUGACAGGCUUGAUCCAAACGAAUUCAGUAACGAAAGUAGGUAUAUAUCAAGCCUUCAACGAAUAUCCGUUGGCUACAAAAACGCCAAACACGGUUGAUCAAACGAAACUUCAUAGCGGCAAUGUCACGCACAGUGAUAUUGAGCCACCAACAGAAAAGUGUUGCCUGAUGAUGUAUCAGACCGACGACCCGGAGUUUCUGAAGGAGCAAUUCCUACGGAACAUCGGCCAAAGUAAUGGUACUCUCUCAGGAAAAGAACCUAUUUCCUGUGCGGAAUGGGAUUCAAGAGUCUACAAGCUUGUUCAAGAUUUUGAUCCAAAGGGAGCUGGAUACAGUGAGUCAAUCGCCUUGAUUUGCGUUUUAAUUAUCUCAAGCAGUCUGCUAAAAUUAUUCCCGCCGUCGUGGCGUGGCCUUGAAGCGCCUGCACCUUUUAUUCUCAGCGUUCAAAUGGAACCAAAUGAUGAUGACGACUACGACAAAUUUUACCGAGACGAACAUCUAUAUAUGCUGUCGAAAGUGCCUGGGUAUCGUCGAUCACAACGCUAUCAAUUGGUGUCUUCAGAUCAUCUCAGCCUCUCAUCAGUGCCUAGGUUUAUGGCAAUCCACGAGUUCGAAACCCUGGAGACAACCGAUGGUCCGGAGUUGAGAGAAGCCGAUGCGAGCCCAAAUACUCAUCGAGUGAUUGGAAAUGCAAAGUUUGUGAACAUUCGGGGGUUUAGACUUGUCAAGACACUUGGGCAUAUCAAGCAGUAGGUCUUUCGACGACGAUAGUACGGCAUAGCUGAGGUCUUGAUGACUACCUCACUAUCCUCAUGGGUUGUGAACUGCUUCAUUGGUGCACCCAGACUUUGCUCCGGCUUCUUCUCCGCAUUUGACCCUGCCAGUCAGACC